Messenger RNA from Rasamsonia emersonii CBS 393.64, 795 nucleotides. RefSeq names its product putative flavin-nucleotide-binding protein. The coding region runs from base 1 to 795 and encodes 264 amino acids. The transcript has 2 exons. Lineage: Eukaryota; Fungi; Ascomycota; Eurotiomycetes; Eurotiales; Trichocomaceae. The record is from RefSeq and is a predicted model, not a curated record.
AUGGGUCGAACGCUUGUGUAUCCCAAGCGGAGCUCCAAUACGGUCAGGCGGUACAGCCAGCGAGCAACAUACGAUGUGCGGACAAUUCACUCCAUUAUCAACUCGUCCCAGGUCCUUCAUGUCUCCUUCAGUCCUGGCCCCUCUGACCCGUUUCCGGCUAUCCUCCCGAUGAUAGGACAGAUGGGGAGCUUCGAAUAUCCUUCCGCUGACCUCGGUGAACCGUUGGAUUGCUACCUUCAUGGCUACGUCAGCGCGCGGAUAAUGAACUUGGCCCGCAAUGCGGAAGGAGAGGGUCUGCCUGUCUGUAUAGCGGCCACGAAGGUUGAUGGGCUGGUCCUGGCGCUUACGCCUUUCUCCCACAGUUACAAUUAUCGUUCGGCAAUCCUCCACGGAUAUGCAAAGCUGGUUACUGAUGAAGAAGAAAAACUUUAUGCCAUGAAGUUGAUCACGGACUCGGUUGUUCCCGGCCGAUGGGACAACAGCCGUGUGCCGCCGGAUGGCGGCGAGCUGGCCUCGACAGCUAUUCUGAAGGUCAAGGUCGUCGAUGGCAGUGGCAAGAUCCGCGACGGGGGUGUAUCAGACGAACGCAAGGAUAAGCAGAACGAAGAGACGACUGCUCGUGUCUGGACUGGCGUAGUCCCCGUCUGGGAGACCUUCGGGGAACCCAUUCCAAGUGCUGAAAACAGGGUGAAGGACGUGCCUGAGUAUAUCGCUUCCCAUGUGGCGCGGUCCAAUGACCGGAAUCGCACUUAUGCAGUCGAUGCAGUGAAGGUUGAACCUCCCAAGGAGGAUUGA